CAAAAUUUUCAAUCAGAAGUUGAUUUCAAGAUCUGAGAAAAAAAAACCCUAAAAGAAUCCCCCCAAAAAAUGGCUCGAACGAAGCAAACAGCAAGAAAAUCGACCGGUGGUAAGGCACCGAGGAAGCAAUUAGCCACAAAGGCGGCCAGAAAAUCAGCUCCGGCCACCGGAGGAGUCAAGAAACCCCAUCGCUUCCGCCCUGGGACGGUGGCUCUCCGAGAAAUCCGCAAGUACCAGAAGAGCACCGAGCUUCUGAUCCGAAAGCUUCCGUUCCAGAGGCUGGUGAGGGAAAUCGCUCAGGAUUUCAAGACGGAUCUGAGGUUCCAGAGCAGCGCGGUGGCUGCCCUCCAGGAGGCGGCGGAGGCUUACCUGGUGGGUCUCUUUGAGGAUACCAAUUUGUGCGCUAUUCAUGCGAAAAGGGUUACUAUUAUGCCCAAGGAUAUGCAGCUUGCCAGGAGGAUUAGAGGAGAAAGGGCUUAAACUUUUUUUGGUUUGUUAGUAAUGGUUUUUUGUUGGGAAUGUAAUGAUGUGAAGAACUUCGUUCAAUUCACAUAUGAAUGAAAUUUCCCAUCUAAUUGCUAAUCAAUUUGGUGAAUCAUAAUUGGUCUGUGAAUUUUGUUUCGUGUUCUUCUGGGUUGCCUUUAAUGUUUGAACUUGCGGUAAAUUCUUGAAUGUCAUUUUUGUUCUUGGAGUAAAGCAUCUUUUGUGGUUUCAUCCAUAGUCUUGCUCUGGCCAUUUUCAUUAAUAACUGCAUCAGUGAGUUUUGGUCAUUAAAACUAUA
Messenger RNA from Oldenlandia corymbosa var. corymbosa, 781 nucleotides. The record is from the annotation of a GenBank genome assembly. Lineage: Eukaryota; Viridiplantae; Streptophyta; Magnoliopsida; Gentianales; Rubiaceae.